CAGCAGGAAGUAGCUGUUAGAAACAAAUCGAUUCUGGAGGUUCACGAGACUUUAAACCACAUUUGAAGAUGAGACUGAUGAGUCACACGUGCCUGAAGGAUAUGUAUUAAUGUUUUAAUUCCCUGAGGCCCGCCUUAGGCAGAGUUCUCGUCCACACGUCAUUCAGGUGAGGCGUGCUGGAAGUAUGCAGCCCAUGUACAGAAGAGAUGCUGGAGUCUGGCACCAAACAAGAAGUCUUCUCUACAAGAACCUGCUCAUCAAGUGGAGGACCAAACAGCAGAGUCUUCAGGAAUUGAUUUUACCUUUACUACUCUUGGGGCUGCUGAUAUUCAUCAGUAUCCUCAACCCUCACGUUUACUAUGGAGGCAUCAGCACCAUGGAGCUGGAGCGGGAGGACCACUUCUUCAAGGGCCUGGGCUACACACCAAUCACCAACAUCACAACCCACAUCAUGGAGGAGGUGGCCCAUCAGAUGCUCUUGCAGAAUAAUCUGGAGAUGUUUGCUAGCGAGGAGGACCUGGAGAACGCCAGCCUGUACGAGCCUUCCAGCUACGUUGGUGUGGUGUUCAUGGACAGCUCGGCCACAUCUUACAGACUGCGCUUCCCGUACAACCAGCUGCCUCUGCCCAGCGACUACACAGAAUCUAUUGCAAACUGUUUCACCAGCUCCGUGAACUGCAGAGCAGCUAAUUACUGGUACUCGGGCUUCAUCCGCCUCCAGUCUCUGAUCGAUGCAGCCAUCAUCCAGAUGCAGACGAAGCGGGCCGUGCGGAGUGAGAUGGACCUGAAUGUGGUCAUGAUGGGGCAACCGGGUUCUGUGGAGGUGCAGAAGUUCCCCCACGCCCUCAUCUCCAUAUACCUGGUCCUGGCCUUCACACCCUUCGUCACCUUCCUCAUCGUCAAUGUGGCAGCUGAGAAGGAGCAACGGCUCAAAGACACCAUGACCAUGAUGGGACUCUACAACACAGCCUUCUGGCUGUCAUGGGGCCUCCUGUACGCUGCUCUGGUGACCACGAUGGCCUUCCUGAUGUCCAUCAUCGCUACGUACACGGCGCUGUUCCCUAACAGUGACUUCUUAGUUGUUUUCGGCCUCAUCUUCCUCUAUGGAAUAUCCUCUAUCUUUUUCUCCUUCAUGCUGACUCCAUUAUUUAAGAAGCCUAAGUUUGCCAGCACAGUGGGCUCCAUGCUGACGGUGGUGUUCGGCUGCCUGUCGCUCUUCACCGUGCUGAUGAGUGACUUCCCUCAGCCACUGGUGUGGCUCUUCUGCCUGCUCUCCCCCAGCGCCUUUUCAAUUGGCAUCGCACAGGUGGUUUACCUGGAGGCUCAGGGAGACGGAGCUGUGUUUGGGUCCUUGACCAACGGGCCUCAUCCUCUGUACGUGCCUCUGAUCAUGCUGGUUCUGGACUGCGUCCUCUAUCUUCUGCUGGCUGUUUACCUGGACCAGGUUCUGCCUGGUGAGUAUGGAAUGAGGAGGUCCCUGUUGUACUUCCUGAAACCGUCCUAUUGGUCCAAACGCACAAAGCGCUACGUUGAGGUGAGCUCGGUUUACGACGCGGAGGUGAACGGCGCUCCUGGUGUGGACGAGUCGGUCGAGCCCAUUUCACCUGAGUUCAGAGGGAAAGAAGCCAUUCGAAUCAAUAAUAUCCAUAAAGUGUAUAAAGAGAAGGACAACGUGGUGGAGGCCCUGAGAGGUUUGACCUUUGACAUCUAUGAGGGCCAGAUCACGGCUCUGCUGGGACACAGCGGGGCUGGAAAGUCCACUCUCAUGAACAUCCUGUGUGGUAUCUGCCCCCCCACCGAUGGCUCGGCCACCAUCUACGGCUCGCCGGUCGCAGAGAUCGCCGAUGGGUCCGAGAUGAAGCAGCUGGUGGGAAUCUGCCCCCAGUUCAACAUCAUCUUCGACGUUCUGACGGUGGAGGAGCACCUCCGGAUAUUCGCCGCCAUCAAAGGGAUCCGACCUGCAGACAUUGACGCAGAGGUUAACAAAGUCCUGAAGGAUCUGGACUUGGAGAAGAUCAUGACUGCUCAGGCCAAGAAUCUGAGUGGAGGCCAAAAGAGGAAGAUGUCUGUGGGCAUCGCCAUCCUCGGAGAUCCCAAGAUCCUGCUCCUGGAUGAGCCCACAGCCGGCAUGGACCCGUGCUCCAGACACCAGGUGUGGUCGCUGCUGAAGAACCGGCGAGCUGGCAGAGUCACGGUCCUGAGCACUCACUACAUGGACGAGGCAGACAUUCUCGCUGAUCGCAAAGCUGUGAUCUCUCAGGGUCAACUGAAGUGUGUGGGCUCCUCCAUGUAUCUCAAGAUCAAGUGUGGUGUUGGAUAUCAUCUCAGGAUGUCGGUCAACGAGGGAUGUGAAGCUGAAAACAUCACGUCAUUGGUCAAGCAGAACGUUCCCAAGGCGAAGUUGUCCCAGCAGCAUGAGGCAGAGUUGACCUUCACGCUUCCCUUUGAGAGCAUGGACACGUUUUCAGGUUUGUUUUCUGAGCUCGACUCUCGACCCAAACUGGGAAUCAUCAACUAUGGGGUUUCCAUGACCACACUGGAGGAUGUUUUCCUUCGUCUGGAGGCGGAGUCUGAAGUGGACCAAGCUGAUUACAGUGUGUUCAAUCGGGAGCCGGCCGAGGACGACUGUGACACCAGCGCCUCCGUGGACGACACCGACCAGCGGCUGCUCACGUUCCCGGACAACAAGGCGGACGUGGUGUCGGGUCACGCUCUGUGGCGGCAGCAGUUCAGCACCGUGGCCUGGCUGCACAUGCUCAACAUGCACAGAGAGAGGAAGGCCUUCAUUUACACUCUGGCCUUGUUCCUGGUGUAUGUUGCUGCCCUGCUGGUCCUGUCUCUGUUCACCGGGAACAUCCAGGUUCACUCAUCAGAUCGUCAGUUUCUUCCCAUUUACCUCGUGAAGAAGGACCAGGUGCCUGGGAGAUACACCACCAGCCUCCUGGUUCAGAACUCCUCUGACUCUGAUAUUUCGGACUUCGUCCACAACCUUGAGUCUCAGAACAUAAAAGUGGAAAUGAUGAAACACAGUGACUACAUGUCCGCAGCGCCCCACAGCGCCGCCAUCAACGUGACGGGAUCCAGCAAGGGGUUCAGAUACAGCGUUGCGUUCAACAGCACCACAGUCCACUCCCUGCCCAUGGCCGUCAACGUGCUGAGCAACGCACUCCUCCGAGGCCUGAAUGGAACCGGACCCAUCCGAACCUGGACCAAGCCGUUUGAUUACCAAAUCCCUGAUGCCGCGUCCUACGCUCUGGUGUACAUUGAGGCCAUCAUACUGGGAAUGCUGGCAGCUGGAAUGCCUGCCUAUUUCGCAAUGGACCACACUCGAGACCGAGAGAUCAAGUGUCGCUCAACUCUGAGAAUCUCUGGUCUGGUCCCAUCGGCGUACUGGUGCGGCCAGGCAGCGGUGGACAUCCCCUUCUACUACCUGAUCCUGUCCUCCAUGAGCAUCAUCCUUUUCUCCUUCCACACCGGAAGCCUGCUCACCUCCAGCAACCUCACCGCUGUGGUCCUGUGUAUCGUUGGCUUCGGUCCGGCCAUGAUCCUCGUCACCUAUGUGUUUUCUUUUGGCUUCGCCCGGGUCCAGAGCAACAGGGAUUUCUUCUCCGUCAUCUCCAUGAUGGUGUGUGUUGUGUCAGCCUCGUUGGUUCAGUUGUCGUUUGUGAAUGACAACCUGGGACUGACCAGAAACCUGCACAACAUCCUGUGCUUCCUCAACCCUCUGUACCCUCUCAUGGGCUGCCUCAACUGCAUCACCAAGUCGACGUUCCUUCCUCUUCUCUACGAGAAGAACUUCUUGUGGAAGAACCUGCUCAUUGCCGUUAUAGCUCCUUAUCUCCACAUCAUCCUGCUGCUUUUCGUGCUGCGCUGGCUGGAGAUCCGUCACGGAGGCAGGACCAUGAAGAACGAUCAGUACUGCAGGAUCUCGUCCAAGUCAAAGCCCAAAGUGGAGAAGAACCCAGAAGAAGGUCAGAACGAGGACGAGGACGUUCAGAUGGAGAAGGCCCGAGUGAAGGAGGCUCUCACCUGUCAGUCCUGUGAGGAGAAACCAGCUGUGGUGGUGAGUAACCUGAGGAAACAGUACAAAGGCAGAAGAGAAGGCUUCUCCCUCAACAAGUCCAGGAAGCUGGCCACGAAGAACGUUUCCUUCUGCGUUCGAAAAGGGGAGGUUCUGGGACUGCUGGGCCCCAACGGAUCAGGAAAGAGCACCAUCAUGCACAUGUUGGCCGGGGACACCGACCCAACCGCCGGCCAGGUGCUGAUGGGGGACUACAGCACUGAGUUCCGUCCCGUGGACAAUCCUCUGGAGCACGUGGGCUACUGUCCCCAGGUGAACCCUCUGUGGCCCCGGGUCACUCUGCAGGAGCACCUGGAGAUCUACGCCGCCGUCAAGGGCCUGAGAGGACAGGAUGUGCCGGGGAUCAUCAACCGUGUGGUGAACGCUCUGGAACUGAAGGACCACGUGAACAAACAAGCCAAGAGCCUGUCAGCAGGACUCAAGAGGAAGUUGUGCUUUGCUUUGAGCAUGAUCGGGAAUCCUCAGAUCGUGUUACUGGAUGAGCCGUCGGCCGGGAUGGACCCCAAGUCCAAACAGCGCAUGUGGAGAGCGAUCCGAGCUGCGUUCAAGAACCGGCAGCGAGGAGCCGUGCUCACCACACACUACAUGGAGGAGGCGGAGGCCGUGUGCGACCGCGUGGCCAUCAUGGUGUCAGGGCAGCUGAGAUGCAUCGGCUCCAUCCAACAUCUGAAAGGGAAAUACGGUCGAGGUUACAGUUUGGAGGUGAAGCUCCGGGAGGAGCUGACGGGGCUCCAGCAGGUGGCGCUGCUGCACAAAGAGAUUCUCCGGAUCUUCCCUCACGCCGCCCGACAGGAGAGCUUUGCUACUCUGAUGGUUUAUAAGAUCCCCACAGAGGACGUCACGUCACUGGCCAAGUCUUUCUCCCAGUUAGAGAGCGCAAAGCAAAUGUUCAACUUUGAGGAAUACAACUUCUCCCAGUCGACCUUAGAGCAGGUGUUUAUGGAGUUUGCCAAGGAGCAGGAGAACGAGGAGGAGGAGGUGGGCUCGCUCUCCACCACCUUCCAGUGGCAGCGUCUCCGUCAGGACGUCUCAGCCAAUCACACGGACAGCAUCGUGCACCAGCUGUGAGCCGGCUGCUGACCAGGACUCACGACCCCGUCCUGCCUCGGGCCUCAGAGCCUCACGCCCCCCCGCCCCGAUGGAAGGGGACAGAGCUGGUGGGGGCUCGGCACCGGGGCUGUGUGUGUCUUUGAGCUCUGGGCUGUCACGGCUUCUUCCUGUGGGUCUGAGGUGAGCAUGUGUGUAACCCUCGUCCACUGGUUUCCUGAGUCGCACUGACCGAGGGGCGGGGGGGGGUUCUUCCUCGACACGCCGACCUGACACCUCCUCCUCCUCCUCCUCCUGGCGGGGUUUUUAUCUUCACAGGGAGUCAGUCAAUGGAAAAAUAUCUAUAUAAUAUAUGAAUAUGCUUUGUAACCCUCUCCGUCCGGUCUCGUCUGUCGGAGGCGUUGCGGUGAGUGUGUGUCUCCUCAGAUGUUUUGUGUGUUGUGUUUGUGAAACAGUUCUGAAGCACUAACAGGGAUCCUUCCACAAUUGUACCAAAGCAGCACUUGUCUGAACCACACACUCUUCACACCUCGCACACACACACUGAGAAGUGCUUUGGUUGUUUAGUGUCGGUAGCAUGUGCGUUACUAGUUUGAUAUGAUGUGGGUCAGUGAAUUGAAGGAGUUGAAACACUGGAGAGGAGUCGCUCGUCCUGCAGAGUCCAGAGAGAACGAGUCACAACACGUUUUCAUUUCCGAGGCUGAAGAUCUGAUUCUCUUGUUGAGGGGCGGAGCUUGUUGAAACGUUGUUCGUCUCUCGGCAGGUUUUUAGAGGAUUUUUUGAUAAAACAGAUUUUGAAUGUACGUGAUGGGGGGGGGGGGGGGGGUUGUUGUCACUGGGCUCUUUGGAGCUGCUGUUUCACUUUGAAUCAGGCAGCAGUGUAUUAACUAUCUAGCCUGUUCUGUGUGUAUGAGUGUGUGUUUUCUGUUUUGUGUCUUUACUGUGUGUAGCUGCAGAGUCUUAGUCUUUAUACAAGCUGGUUAGGGUUAGCAAACCCAUGAAUUGUAAUUUUCUGAUGGCGAGAGGACGACGAGGUGACGGGAAUCUUAGACACUUUUAUUUUGAAGCAUCAGUUCGGUGACUCAGCACUUUGAGGUCUGUUGCGAUGAUCGGUUCAAAGUAAAGUUUGAGAACUCGAGACGCUCAAGCUUUUAUUUUAAUGUCAAGUGAACGAUUUCUAUUUGAUUUAUGGAUAUUUUUUAAAACAUGGGACUUGAGUUUAUUCUCCGUCAGGUGUCGGACUCAGAUUCGACUUCUGAAGGUUUUUCAACGUGUCAGGAAGUUCGUCUCACAGGCUUUUAUCUGAUGAGUCAUCAUUUACCAGGGGGUGAUGAUUGUUAUUAUUAAUAUGACACACUAUGAACAUACUACAGUCUACAGACACACCACAGACACACUAUGAACAUACUACAUUCUACAGACACACCACAGACACACUACAGAAAUCCUACAUUAACUAAAGACCAAGUAAAGCGUUGAUAUUUGCAGUUGUGUGUAAUUUGUCCAUUUUAAAUGUGAGACUUUAUUUGACGUGUUUACUUUUUGCACAUUAAAAAGGGUUGAAGUGAAACACUGGCCUCACAUAUAUUUACACACAAACAUAUGUUUAAUCUUUGUUCUCUCCAUGAAGAAUCAUGUUGUCAUAUUAAACAUUCAUGUGAAUGUUGUGUGGAUCAGUUUCAGUCUCAUGUCUCCAUCUAAAGAAGAAACUCAACUAAAGCUUCACACUUCAUUCAGAUUACUAAACUCUCUGCGGCGCUGGAGGUGGAGCCGGUUACGUGGUUUUUUUUCCUGGUGUUGGUUGUGUUGAACUAUUUCUGGGAAAUUUUAUAACCGUUCUUUCUAUUAUGCAAUCUUUGUAAGAUGAUGUGUGCACUGAUUUUAUUUUUGAAAUACUGUGAUUGAGCUGUGUGCUGUGUUUCCCUCACGUCUGAAGGGACACUCGUCAUUAUUGUAUUUGACCUUUUCAUGAAUAAAUGUUGAUCCAGA
Platichthys flesus (European flounder) is the source of this 7117-nucleotide messenger RNA. RefSeq names its product ATP-binding cassette, sub-family A (ABC1), member 5 (gene abca5). The transcript is spliced from 38 exons. Gene Ontology annotation, molecular function: ATP binding; ATP hydrolysis activity; lipid carrier activity. The coding region runs from base 185 to 5149 and encodes 1654 amino acids. NCBI's taxonomy places the organism in Eukaryota, Metazoa, Chordata, Actinopteri, Pleuronectiformes, Pleuronectidae. Gene Ontology annotation, cellular component: membrane; intracellular membrane-bounded organelle. Gene Ontology annotation, biological process: transmembrane transport; lipid transport. The record is from RefSeq and is a predicted model, not a curated record.